This is a messenger RNA of Mirounga angustirostris (Northern elephant seal), 3950 nucleotides long. Its product is annotated as calcium-binding protein 5. Gene Ontology annotation, biological process: DNA biosynthetic process; DNA repair; Okazaki fragment processing involved in mitotic DNA replication. Gene Ontology annotation, cellular component: nucleus; cytoplasm; mitochondrion. Gene Ontology annotation, molecular function: DNA ligase (ATP) activity; DNA binding; calcium channel regulator activity. The coding region runs from base 321 to 3443 and encodes 1040 amino acids. The transcript has 32 exons. The record is from RefSeq and is a predicted model, not a curated record. NCBI's taxonomy places the organism in Eukaryota, Metazoa, Chordata, Mammalia, Carnivora, Phocidae.
CGUUUCCCACAGUGCCCUGCGGGAGGGCUCACCCUACUUCACCCCUUUCCUUGUAGCCUCCCGUCCGGGAGACUACGACUCCCAGCGUCCUCCGGGAGGCAGCGGCGGCGCGGACGACGCCCGGGCCCCGCCCCUCGUUACGGCCCCGCCCCCGCCCGCCAAAGUCUGCGCGCGAAUUCCGUGGCGCGAAUUGAGGGCUGCGGUCGGGCGCCGAGCGGUUCCGGGUGUGACGCGCAGGACAGUGGCACGCGGGGCUGGCGAGAGGAGCAUCUGGCUGCAGACGAGGAGGAGGAAAGGGGAAGGGAGAAUUCCGACCCAUCAUGCAGCGGAGUAUCAUGUCAUUUUUCUGCCCCAAGAAUGAGGGCAAAGUGAAAAAGCCAGAGAAGGAGACCUCCAACAGCGUCAGAGAGACAGAGCCACCUCCAAAGGUGGCGCUGAAGGAGCGCAACGGAGAGGUGCCUGAGAGCGAUUCUCCAGUGAAGAGGCCAGGGCGGAAGGUGGCCCGGGUCCUGGGCAGUGAAGGGGAGGAGGAGGACGAAGCCGUCAUGCCCUCCAAAGGCCAGAAGCCUGCCCCUAGCUCUCCACAAGUCUCCCCUCCCAGCCCUGUCACAUUUCCCGAGAGCAGCCCCUCCCUCUCCAGCUCUCCUGUGGACAUCUCCCCAGCAGGGAUCCCGAAGCGGCGCACAGCUCGGAAGCAGCUUCCUAAGCGGACAAUACAGGAUGUCCUGGAGGAGCAGGGCAAGGAUGAGGACAGAGAGGCCAAGAGGAAGAAGGAGGAAGAAGCUGAGACCCCACCGGAAGGCCUCACAGAGCCUGAAGUGACCCAAAAGAAAGAAGCAGAAGGGGAGGGCCAGCCAGUGACGCCCCCUGAGCACCCAGAGACCUCCUCAGUGGAGCCCCCGCCAGACAGAGCCUUGGAGCCUGAGGUGGCGGAGAAGCGGGAGGCUCGAGAGGAGGACCCGGCCAAGCCGCCCGCCAAAGCGCCCAAGACGGUCAGCAGCUUCUUCGCCCCCCGGAAACCGGCAACCAAGAAAGAAGGGAAAGAAGAGGGACCUGGCACAGCAAGACAGGAGGAGGCCAAGGGGCCCCUGGACCCCCCCAGCUACAAUCCUGCCAAAAACAACUACCAUCCCAUUGACGACGCGUGCUGGAAGCCAGGCCAGAAGGUCCCUUACCUGGCUGUGGCUCGGACAUUUGAGAAGAUUGAGGAAGUUUCUGCUCGGCUCCGGAUGGUGGAGACGCUGAGCAACUUGCUGCGUUCCGUGGUGGCCCUGUCACCUCCAGACCUCCUCCCCAUCCUCUACCUCAGCCUCAACCGCCUCGGGCCACCCCAGCAGGGCCUGGAGCUUGGUGUCGGUGACGGCGUCCUCCUCAAGGCGGUGGCCCAGGCCACGGGGCGGCAGCUGGAGUCUGUCAAGGCCGAGGCAGCCGAGAAGGGCGACGUGGGGCUGGUGGCCGAGAACAGCCGCAGCACCCAGAGACUCAUGCUGCCCCCGCCCGCUCUCACUGCCACCGGGGUCUUCACCAAGUUCCAAGACAUCGCCCGGCUGGCCGGCAGCGCUUCCACAGCCAAGAAGAUGGACGUCAUCAAAGGCCUCUUUGUCGCCUGCCGCCACUCGGAAGCCCGAUACAUCGCCAGAGCCUUGAGCGGCCGGCUGCGCCUCGGGCUGGCGGAGCAGUCGGUGCUGGCCGCGCUCGCCCAGGCCGUGAGCCUCACGCCCCCAGGCCAAGAAUCGCCCCCGGCCGUCGUGGAUGCUGGGAAGGGCAGGACAGCGGAGGCCCGAAAGACGUGGCUAGAGGAGCAAGGCAUGAUCCUGAAGCAGACGUUCUGCGAGGUGCCCGACCUGGACCGGAUCAUCCCUGUGCUGCUGGAGCACGGCCUGGAGCGCCUCCCAGAGCACUGCAAGCUGAGCCCAGGGGUUCCCCUGAAACCAAUGCUGGCGCACCCCACCCGUGGUGUCGGCGAGGUCCUGAAACGCUUCGAGGAGGCAGCUUUCACCUGCGAGUACAAAUACGACGGGCAGAGGGCGCAGAUCCACGUCCUGGAAGGCGGGGAGGUGAAGAUCUUCAGCAGGAAUCAGGAAGACAAUACCGGAAAGUACCCGGACAUCAUCAGCCGCAUCCCCAAGAUUAAACUCCCGUCAGUCACAUCCUUUAUCCUGGACACGGAAGCCGUGGCUUGGGACCGGGAAAAGAAGCAGAUCCAGCCAUUCCAAGUGCUUACCACCCGCAAACGCAAGGAGGUGGACGCGGCAGAGAUCCAGGUGCAGGUGUGUCUGUACGCCUUCGACCUCAUCUACCUCAAUGGACAGUCCCUGGUGCGUGAGCCGCUUUCCCAACGCCGGCAGCUUCUCCGGGAGAACUUCGUGCAGACGGAGGGCGAGUUUGUCUUCGCCACCUCCCUGGACACCAAGGACACGGAGCAGAUCGCCGAGUUCCUGGAGCAGUCUGUGAAAGAUUCCUGCGAGGGGUUGAUGGUGAAAACCCUGGACGUCGAUGCCACCUACGAGAUCGCCAAGAGAUCCCACAACUGGCUGAAGCUGAAGAAGGACUACCUCGAUGGUGUGGGCGACACCCUGGACCUCGUGGUGAUCGGUGCCUACCUGGGCCGUGGCAAGCGGGCCGGCCGCUAUGGGGGCUUCCUGCUGGCUGCCUACGACGAGGAGAGUGAGGAGUUCCAGGCCAUAUGCAAGCUCGGAACUGGCUUCAGUGACGAGGAGCUGGAGGAGCAUUACCAGAGGCUCCAGGCCCUGGUGCUGCCCACCCCACGCUCCUAUGUCCGGGCGGACGGCGCCGUGGCCCCCGACCACUGGCUGGACCCCAGCGCCGUGUGGGAGGUGAAAUGUGCCGAUCUGUCCCUGUCCCCCAUCUACCCCGCUGCCCGGGGCCUGGUGGAUGGUGAGAAGGGGAUCUCCCUUCGCUUCCCUCGGUUUAUCCGCGUCCGUGAAGACAAGAAGCCCGAGGAGGCCACCACCAGUGCCCAGGAAAGACCCCUGGGACAAGAUGAGAUCGAAGAGCUUCAGGAAGCAUUUCUUGAGUUUGACAAGGACAGAGAUGGGUUCAUCUCCUGUAAGGAUUUGGGGAAUCUCAUGAGGACAAUGGGUUACAUGCCCACGGAGAUGGAGCUGACUGAACUGGGCCAGCAAAUCCGCAUGAACUUAGGUGGCCGUGUCGACUUUGACGAUUUUGUGGAGCUCAUGACUCCUAAACUGCUUGCAGAAACAGCAGGGAUGAUCGGUAUCCAGGAGAUGAGAGACGCCUUCAAGGAAUUUGACACCAACGGAGACGGGGAGAUCACCCUCGGGGAGCUGCAGCAGGCCAUGCAGAGGCUCCUGGGAGAGAAGCUCACGCCCCGAGAGAUCUCGGAGGUUGUGCAGGAGGCCGACGUGAACGGAGACGGUACCGUCGACUUUGAAGAGUUUGUGAAGAUGAUGUCUCGCUGAGGAGGUUCUGGAAGCCCCGUUCCCUCCCCACCUGGCCAAUGUGGAUCAAGCACUUGCUGAGGACCAAAUCCCACCUGGGCCCUUCCAGGAGAGAGGGUGGGAGGGUGCGUGGUGACUGGCCCCACAGAGCAUGAGCUGAGGCUAGCCUGAAAGUGAUCGCUUUGCCCGGAUGGUGGGGUGGGGUGAGGGGCACCUCUCUAGAAUGAGAUUAAGAAGGAAGAGUCUACGUAUGGAAAUGAGAUUGGGACUAGGGUCAGUGCCGCUCCCCCAAUUCCAAAGGUUCAUGACAUCUUUUGACUGCGUAAUCCCUAAUGCCUAUGACCCUCCAGAGUCUCUUCCCCAGCGUCCUCUUGGGUCCAACUCCCAAAAAAGUUCAGCCUGUAGUCCACCCUUCCCCGUUGUUGCUUCCGAUCUCCUCAGUUUCUUUCUGUCAGUAAGAGAGAGGCAUGCCAAUCUUGGGGCUACAAACGGGGUUCCUGAUAAGACUGGGCUUGGAAAUGGUUAAUU